CUGAGACACAACUAAGGACCGUUUGUUGUUCCUACACCUUUAUUUAUCGUCUUGUUCACGUUCAGACGAAUGCAUCAAGCAGCACCAACGUCACAAACGACAAUCAUGACCACGAAAACCGUGAUCCCAGAUGCGAGCAGCAUGGCCGAGAUAGGUUCUAGUAGUGAAAGUCCUACUAUACCCGCGAAAGAUGCCCAACCCCAAGACGUCGAGAAGCAGCCAUCAAGAGAGACAGUCAACGAUAGGCAAAAGAAGGUUUCGGCAUUCAAAUCCCUUGGCCUUCUCGAUCGGCUUUUGGCCGUGUGGAUUUUCCUGGCAAUGACCGUCGGCGUCCUGCUAGGAAAUUUUGUCGACAAUGUCGGCCCGGCACUGCAGAAGGGGACAUUUGUUGGUGUAUCCAUCCCGAUUGCCAUUGGACUCCUGGUGAUGAUGUAUCCUAUCCUCUGCAAAGUGCGGUACGAGUCUCUGCACGAGCUUUUCUCCCACCGCACCAUCUGGAAGCAGAUUGGGUUUAGCAUCCUUGUCAACUGGAUCGUUGCGCCUUUCCUGAUGCUCGCAUUAUCAUGGGCAUUUCUACCUGACAAGGAAGAACUGCGUGUCGGCCUCAUCCUCGUCGGCCUUGGCAGGUGCAUUGCCAUGGUGCUCAUCUGGACCAGCCUCGCCGGUGGCGAUAACGAAUACUGCGCCAUCUUGGUUGCCAUGAACUCCAUCCUCCAAAUGGUUCUCUUUGCUCCGCUGGCUGUCUUUUUUAUUCGCGUCAUUAGCGGCGAAUCUGGCGUGCGGGACGUCUCGUACGAGGUCGUCGCCACAAGCGUCGGAGUUUUUCUCGGCAUGCCUCUCGGUGCCGCCAUCCUUAGCCGUUUUACCAUCCGCUGGCUCGCUGGUCCCGUAUGGUUCGAGAAGGUCUUCCUGCGCUUCGCGGGCCCUUGGUCUUUGAUCGGUCUGCUGUACACUAUCCUGGUACUCUUUGCCAGCCAAGGCCACGCUGUGGUCCAUCAGAUUGUGUCGGUGCUGCGCGUGGCCGCGCCGCUGUUCGUGUAUUUCAUACUUAUCUUCAGCGUGACGUUGUACGUGACGUACCGCAUGGGCAUGGGCUACGCACUCGCUGCGACGCAGAGCUUCACAGCUGCGAGUAACAACUUCGAGCUCGCCAUCGCCGUCGCCGUGGCAACGUUCGGAGCUAACAGCGAUCAGGCGCUGGCGGCAACCGUCGGGCCGUUGAUUGAGGUGCCGGUUUUGAUCGGUUUGGUCUAUGCCGUGCGGUGGGCUGGCAACCGGUGGGCGUGGAAGAACUGA
Messenger RNA from Neurospora crassa OR74A, 1296 nucleotides. RefSeq names its product arsenical-resistance protein. Lineage: Eukaryota; Fungi; Ascomycota; Sordariomycetes; Sordariales; Sordariaceae. Gene Ontology annotation, biological process: arsenite transport; antimonite transmembrane transport. The record is from RefSeq and is a predicted model, not a curated record. Gene Ontology annotation, cellular component: plasma membrane. Gene Ontology annotation, molecular function: antiporter activity; arsenite transmembrane transporter activity; antimonite transmembrane transporter activity. The transcript is spliced from 2 exons. Bases 70 to 1296 code for a protein of 408 amino acids.